CCACCUCUUGUUAUCCUGGAAUUUGUUCCUCAUGGCGAUCUUCUUGGAUAUCUAAGAAAAAGUAAUGGAGAAAAUGAUGAUUUCUAUGAUUUUAAAAGCAAGGACGUGCCAUCAAAGAUACCAGAACGACAACUUUACCAAUUCUCAGCUGAUAUCGCCCGUGGAAUGGAAUUUAUCUCGGCGCACCAGGUUUGCUGAUCUCCAUGAAUGCUUUGCCUUUUCGCUGUUUCCAGAGAUAUAUAUAGAUAUGGAUUGCUUGUGUAGAGACAAGAAAGAUUACGGGAACGCUAAGCAAAAGUAUCAAAUUUGUCUUGACGAAGCUAGAAAAGUUAGUUACAUCGCAUGCCUUGCGAGGCGUCAAGGCUCUGUGCUCUUGUUGCCGCCAACUUAAAGAUGAAAACAGUGGACUCGGAUUGGUUAGAUUCCCCCACAAAAAUUCACCGAUGCGGUUACCCGAAAAAAUUAGGUACUCGUGCGCCGAAUAAAAACGCUGGCAAAUAUAUAGUUCAGCGAAGAAGGAACUAUAUAGUACAGUCUGAGCUCUACUUAAUUGAGCUGGCAUUAAAGAUUUAAAACAAUCUUUAAGGAGAUCCAUCUUUGCAGCUAAGAAGGAUUUUCGUGGCGAGCACUUUUCGUUAUUUUCGUCACCUCCGUUUAAACUCACAACGAAACGACGCAAACAAAAGCCCAGGCACAAGAGAAUGAAAAAUCGCUUCGUUACACUGUUUGUUAUGGCUCGAGAUUAGAAGCUUUGCCCCCGCAAUUUUAAGCUUGGAUGACGAAAAAAAUAAGGAAAAUCACAAUGCCUGCGUCAGAAAAUUUAUUGGCAAACCUUUUUAUGUAAUGAUUAAACACGUUAUUGUUUCUGGUCGUAGCUUAUCCACAGAGAUCUGGCAGCGCGAAACAUCUUAGUUGGUGAAGGGCUGCGCUGUAAGAUUACCGAUUUUGGCAUGGCAAGGGACCUGGGCCGAGAGGAAAUCUAUGUUAGAAGAUCCAAUGUAAGUACGCGUAUAUAAUAAGGACAGCUGUCCUGGGACACAAGCGCGGUGGAAAGCCCUUUGGCCGCUUUCUUUAUGCCAAAUCGAAAAUAAAUUUCCUGCCGGUUACGAUUAAUUUAAGACUGCCUGUUCGAUAGGCAAGCGCACAUCGUAAGCCGUAUCGUAACUGCGCUGUGAUUGCUGUCAAUUCUAUGUACCAAACGAUUUCUGAAUUCAAGGUUCUGCCUUUAUUGACAGGGUUUGAUGCCUGUAAAAUGGAUGGCAGUUGAGUCGCUAAUAAAUCAAGUUUAUACUACAGAAAGUGAUGUGUAA
This is a messenger RNA of Porites evermanni, 1310 nucleotides long. The record is from the annotation of a GenBank genome assembly. NCBI's taxonomy places the organism in Eukaryota, Metazoa, Cnidaria, Anthozoa, Scleractinia, Poritidae.